UUAUUUGUCACAUUUAGUCCUCAUUAUUUGGUGUUCUUAGAACCACCCUUCACCCUCCUUCCCUUCACAGAUCCUUAAGCUCACAAAGGUUAACUGGUUUUUCUCACAUAGCCAGUGAGUGGCAGAGGAGGCUUCAGACUGAACCGUUUUGCUCCAAAGUGGAGUUCUUUUCAUCAGACACUUCCUUUGUCUAGGCUAUUGGCUGGAAUUGUUCUUCAGCCAAACCCUAACCCCAGAACAGCUGCUUCCUCAAUUUCUCCCCUUGAGAACUCUCCAUUUGGGUUCCGUUUUCGAGCACAGUGUGCUCUACUUUGCUUCUGCAUUGAUCACAUCAGAAAUGAAAUACAGCAGACAUUUUUUGAGUGGUGCAGGGGGAUGAAUACUUGGAGUCAAGAGCCUUGGGUUCUUGUCCUGGCUCUGCCACUAUUGGCCGUGGAGCCUUGAGCAAGUCCCCUGUCUUUUCAGUGCUUUAGCUUCCCUUUGAAUAAAAAUGGGUAAGUGCCUUCUGACUCUCAGGCUCUUGUCCAGUUCUUCCUUCCUGUCCUCCAGCAGGCUCUCCGUGGAGGCCCGGACCCCUCUCCUCCCCAUGGGCAGCUGCCAGGCAGGGCACAACCUGCAUCUCUGUCUCGCCCACCACCCACCUCUGGUCUGUGCCACUUUGAUCCUGCUGCUUCUUGGCCUUUCAGGCCUGGGCCUUGGCAGCUUCCUCCUCACCCACAGGACUGGCCUGCGCAGCCCUGACAUCCCUCAGGACUGGGUCUCUUUCCUGAGAUCUUUUGGCCAGCUGACCCUGUGCCCCGUGAAUGGGACAGCCGCACGGAAGUCGCGUGGAUCUCACGUUGUAGGCUUACUGACCACCUUGAACUUCGGAGAUGGUCCAGACAGGAACAAGACCCAGACAUUCGAAACCCAGGUCCUGGGUAGUCAUAUUGGAUUGAAAGGAUCCUCUGCAACAGAGCUGGUCCUCAUUACAGCCAGGGUGACCGCAGAGAGGACCCCAGGAACCUGCCUGUAUUUUAGUGCUGCCCCAGGAAUCCUGCCCGCCAGCCAGCCCCCCAUAUCCUGCUCAGAGGAGGGAGCAGGAAAUGCCACCUUGAAUUCUAGGAUGGCUGAGGAGUGUGUCAGGGUCUGGAGCCACGAAGGCCUUGUGCUCACCAAGCUGCUCACGUCGGAGGAGCUGGCUCUGUGUGGCUCCAGACUGUUUGUUUUGGGCUCCUUCCUGCUUCUCUUCUGUGGCCUUCUCUGCUGUCUCACUGCUGUGUGCUUUCACCCGCGCCGGGAAUCCCAUUGGUCUAGAACCCGGCUCUGAGGGCGCUGGCCUAGUUCCCAACUUGUUCUCAGGUGUGAAUCAACUUCUCUGGCCUUUGUUCUGAGUUCGAAGAAAUGUUACAAAAAAUGGAGAGCUGGAAUGUGGGGGGAAAUAAAAGGCUUUUUUGCCCAA
Messenger RNA from Felis catus (domestic cat), 1441 nucleotides. It is a transcript of the gene TMEM219, whose product is annotated as transmembrane protein 219. The transcript has 5 exons. The record is from RefSeq and is a predicted model, not a curated record. Bases 491 to 1309 code for a protein of 272 amino acids. NCBI's taxonomy places the organism in Eukaryota, Metazoa, Chordata, Mammalia, Carnivora, Felidae.